AUGAAAAGGGUUUCACGUAUUGCAGACGUCCAAAGUUUCGGAUUUUUCGAUGAAAUGUUGAAAUUCGAAGAAAUAUUAAAGAAGACAACGCCCGAAACGCUAGAUGAUGACAUGAAUUACAUUGAAACUCAUUACACAGUCGAUUAUUAUGAUGAGUUAGCCAAUUUGUGCAUCAUAAACUCAGUAAUGAGUGCUGAAAAUAUUAAAAAUAUCAUUCAAAUUACGUACAAGCUGUGUAUGAAGUGGCCUUCAUUCAAAAAUUCCCUAUUAUACGUGUUCGGAUCAUGCGACGUAAUUGCUCCAUACAGUAAGCUUGUGCGUGGAUUGUAUCAACUUGGAAUUUUCACGUUUGCAGAGUUAGUCAGCGAAACAGUUUUUCUCGAUGGAUUCCAUCUAAUGUUUGCAAAAGAAAUUGGAAGAAAGGAUAUUAUUCCGAACAUCCCAAACCUAAAAGAAAAUGAUUGGGCAAUUUUUGAUCAGAUCAUGGAAUACGGUUACGAAGUAGAUUCUCUUGGUUAUUCAAUUAUUACUGACAAUAUUGAAAAACUCAAAGAUUAUGCAUCAAAAGAAGAUUUCAACCCUAAUCAGUUAAUUAACCAACCUUACUUAAGCACAACCGAAAGAAGUUUGUUAAUGACAGCUAUUUACUUUAAUACUCCCAAAUGUAUUGAUUAUCUUUUCGAAAUUGGAGCUGAAUUCAAUCAUGAAUGUUUGGCAGCUGCUGUUGCAGCGAAUAACAGACUUCUGAUUGAUAAAUACAAAGAUAAACAGGAUAUUAAUUACGAUACAUGCACAUUUAAUGCUGUCUGGUACAGGCGUGACGAAAUUUUUGAUGAAAUCAUGGAAAAAUAUGACGGCAAAGAAGUUUCUCUGUACAAUUGCAUACACAUGGCCUCUUACAAAUAUGUCUACUAUUUCACAGAAAACGGAGCUCCAGAAGCAAUUCCUGGAUGUGAACCUGCCUUGGUCGAAGCAGCCAAAGAUGGCGAAUUAACAGUUGUCCAAUAUCUGAUUUCCAAGAAAUUCGAUCUAAAUAUCAAAAAUGAAGAAGGCGACACAGCAUUACACUUUGCAGUUCACUUUAAUAGAUACAGUAUCACUAAACUUCUUCUUGAGAAUGGUGCUAAUGUUAAUGUUCUCAAUGAAGAAGAGUUAACCCCAGUCGAUAUCGCAAGAAGAUACCUUUUCGAAGAAGUAGAGAAGUUAUUGAUCAAGUAUGGUGGUUUAUCUUGCGAACAGCUCAAAUCUGGUGAAAAUAAAGAGGAGGAUCAAGAAAAUAAAAACGAUAAAAUUUCAGAAAAGGAGGAAGUCGAUAAACCAAAGACUCCAGUAGAAGAAUCUAAGAAACCAGAAGAAAACGCUGAUUCCGCAAUCGAUAAGCAAAAAUCAGAAGAAAAAUGA
Molecule: messenger RNA, 1401 nt
Organism: Trichomonas vaginalis G3
Lineage: Eukaryota; Parabasalia; Trichomonadida; Trichomonadidae
Product: spectrin binding
Exons: 1
Coding region: 1-1401 (466 amino acids)
Molecular function (GO): protein binding
Source: RefSeq, a predicted model, not a curated record